UCUACCUUUUGGUUUCGUUCUUAGUAAGAUGUGACGCAGUUUACGUCUUCCGGUCCAGCCUGUGAAGAUUAACUGAAGUCCUCAAGAUGAGUGAUUCUGAGGAGGAGGAGGAGUUUCCAGCCUCCAGCCGUCUGUCUAUGAAGAGUGACUGGUCCAAACAUCAUCCUCCAGAGUUCAGUAAAGAUCCUGAACCCUCAGACACAAAAUUGACUGAAGUCCUCAAGAUGAGUGAUUCUGAGGAGGAGGAGGAGUUUCCAGCCUCCAGCCGUCUGUCUAUGAAGAGUGACUGGUCCAAACAUCAUCCUCCAGAGUUCAGUAAAGAUCCUGAACCCUCAGACACAAACAGACAGAGAGCAGAGUCUUCAGCCUCCAGCCGUCUGUCUAUGAAGAGUGACUGGUCCAAACAUCAUCCUCCAGAGUUCAGUAAAGAUCCUGAACCCUCAGACACAAAAGUGAUGAAGAGGAGGGGAGUUUGUGUGGAGGAGCAGCUGUCCUGCUGUGCUCGGUGUCAGGACGUCCUGAAGGAUCCAGUCUCUAGCAGCUGUGGACACUGGUUCUGCAGACAGUGCAUCAGCUCAUACUGGGACCAGUCUGCUCCAUCAGGACACUCCUCCUGUCCCCAGUGUGGAAAAAGACCCAGAAGCCGCAGCUGUGGACAAAGUGUUGGUCUGCAGGAGGUUCUGCAGGAACAUAAGAUGAGUCUGAGGAGGAGAUGUGAACAUGUGACUGAAGGAAGUGAUGAACCAGGAGGUGGAACCCUCCUCAACAGGAUCUACACUGAGCUCUACAUCACAGAGGGACACAGUGGAGAGGCUGAUGUCCAACAUGAGGUGGAGCAGCUGGAGACAGCUUCCAAGAAGAGCCUCCAUGACACUCCCAUCAGGUGCCAGGACAUCUUUAAAGUCUUACCUGAGCAGCAGAGAGCCAUCAGAGUGGUCCUGACCAAUGGCAUUGCUGGCAUAGGUAAAACCUUCUCAGUGCUGAAGUUCACUCUGGACUGGGCAGAGGGCGGAGAAAACCAAGACGUCAGUGUGGUGGUGGUGCUUUCCUUCAGGGAGUUGAACUUGAUCAGCGAUGAGCAGCACAGUCUUCUCACGCUGCUCCAUGUUUUCCAUCCAACAUUACAGAAGGUGACGGCAGAGCAGCUGGCUGUCUGUAAACUUUUGUUCAUCUUUGACGGUCUGGAUGAAAGCAGACUUUCACUGGAUUUCACCAACAGGAAGGUUGUGUCUGACGUCAGCCAGAAGUCAUCGCUGGACGUUCUGCUGUUCAAUCUCUUGGAGGGGAAUCUGCUUCCCUCGGCUCUGGUCUGGAUCACUUCCCGCCCUGCCGCAGCCAAUCAGAUCCCUCUUACAUGUGUGGACAGAUUAACAGAAGUACGAGGCUUCACCGACGUCCAGAAGGAGGAGUACUUCAGGAGGAGGAUCAGUGAUGAAGAGCGCUCCAGCACAAUCAUCUCCCACAUCAAGACAUCCAGGAACCUCCACAUCAUGUGUCGACUCCCAGUGUUCUGCUGGAUCACUGCUGCAGUUCUGGAGCACAUGUUGAACACAGAGCAGAGAGGAGAGCUGCCCAAGACCCUGACUGACAUGUACUCACAUGUCCUGCUGGUUCAGACCCAGAAGAAGAAGAACAAGUACCAUGAGGGACCUGAGACGAGUCCACAGGAGCUGACGGAGGCUGACUGGGAAGUUCUUCUGAAGCUGGGGAGGCUGGCCUUUGAACAUCUGGAGAAAGGAAACAUCAUGUUCUACGAAGAAGACCUGGAGCAGUGUGGUCUGGAUGUGACGGAGGUCUCUGUCUUCUCAGGAGUUUGUACACAGAUCUUAAGAAGAGAGUGUGUGAUGUUCGAGAAACCAGUCUACUGCUUUGUUCAUCUGAGCAUUCAGGAGUUUCUGGCUGCAGUCUACGUGUUCCACUGUUACACCAACAGGAAGACUGAGGUGCUGAAGGAGUUCCUUGGAGAUUACUACAUGAACUCAUACCUGGAUAUUUUCCUGGACAGAGUCAUGGAGAAAUCCCUCACCAUUAAAAAUGGUCACCUGGACCUGUUUGUUCGCUUCCUUCAUGGCCUCUGUCUGGAGUCCAACCAGAGACUCUUAGGAGGUCUGCUGGGUCAGACAGAGAACGAUCCCAAGAUGAUCCAGAGAAUCAUCAACAACCUGAAGGAGAUGAACAGUGAUGAAAUAUCUCCUGACAGGAGCAUCAACAUCUUCCACUGUCUGAUGGAGAUGAAGGAUCUCUCAGUACAUCAGGAGAUCCAAGAGUUCCUGCAGUCAAAGAACAGAUCAGAGAAGAAACUCUCUGAGAUCCACUGCUCAGCUCUGGCCUACAUGCUGCAGAUGUCAGAGGAGGUUCUGGAUGAGUUGGACCUGGACAAAUACAGAACAUCACAAGAAGGAAAACGGAGACUGAUUCCAGCUGUGAGGAACUCCAGAAAGUUUCGACUUUCUAACUGUAGACUCUCAGAGAGUCACUAUGAAGUCAUGGCUUCAGCUCUGAAGUCCAACCCCUCCCAUCUGAUAGAACUGGACCUGAAAGGAAACAACCUGCAGGAUUCAGAAGUGAAGCAUCUUUCUGAUGGACUGGAGAGUCCAAACUGUAAACUGGAGACUCUCAGAUUGGAGGACUGCAAUCUGUCAGAGACCAGCUGUGAUUCUCUGGUCUCAGCUCUGAAGUCCAACCCCUCCCAUCUGGAACAUCUGGAACAUCUGGACCUGAGUCUGAACGACCUGCUGGAUUCAGGAGUGAAACAUCUGAGUGUUUUUCUGGAGAGUCCAGACUGCAUCCUGGAGACUCUGAGAUUGAAGAGCUGCAGGUUGUCAGAGAUCAGCUGUGAUUCUCUGGUCUCAGCUCUGAAGUCCAACCCCUCCCAUCUGGAACAUCUGGACCUGAGUAUCAAUGACCUGAAGGAUUCAGGAGUGAAACAUCUGAGUGGUUUUCUGGAGAGUCCAGACUGCAUCCUGAAGACUCUGGGAUUGAUGAGCUGCAGUUUGUCAGAGACCAGCUGUGAUUCUCUGGUCUCAGCUCUGAAGUCCAACCCCUCACAUCUGGAACAUCUGGACCUGAGUAACAACAACCUGAAGGAUUCAGGAGUGAAACAUCUGAGUGUUUUUCUGGAGAGUCCAGACUGCAUCCUGAAGACUCUGAGAUUGAGGAGCUGCUGUUUGUCAGAGAUCAGCUGUGAUUCUCUGGUCUCAGCUCUGAAGUCCAACCCCUCCCAUCUGGAACAUCUGGACCUGAGCAUCAACAAGCUGCAGGAAUCAUCAGUGAAACAUCUGUUAGAUCUUGUGAAGAGUCAAGACUGCAGCCUGCAGACCCUGAGAUGGAAGUGGUGACGGUCAUGACGGUGUUUGUGCUGAGAGGAUGGAGUGUGUCUGAUGAUCCAGAGGUUGAAGCAGCAGCAGCAGCUGGUGUGGAGAGACUGUGACUGGACCAUGUUACUGGGAGGUGGACUGGGAACCAGUGUAAAGUGUGUUGUUUUCACUGUGUAGUUUAGUGUUGCAGCUCCACACUGAAUGAUGAACUGCACCGUAUGUGGAGGUUGAUGUCAGGUUGCAGAGUGUGCAGGAAGUUUCAGGAUGUUUGUGUCAGUGCAGGAUUCUUGAAACAGGCUUUGGUGUAUGUUUGCUUUGGUUGCUGGUCCUGCUGAAAGUCCUGCGUUUGAGAGAAUCCAUGCGCUACUCACAUGCUCCAGUUUAGGAGCUUUAAAGCUCCCAACAGGCCUGUUGAUGCUCUUCUUCUGGUCCUUCUACCUCCAGACGUUCUGCCCCAACAGUCCACUUUAGUCUCACCAGUCCAUCAGACUCCCAGAACUCUGCUUUGUUCCACUCAGGGAGAGCUUAUUGUUCAGUGUUCUCAGACUUUAGUUGCUGCCUUCAUCAGGUCCUGCAAAUCUUUACCAAUAAAACAGGUUUUCUCCCAGCUGCUACUGUCAAACAUCUGCUUCCUCCUGGAGAGAUUUUGUACAGUUUGAUUGACUCAGCUCAUCCACAUGAGAUUUCUCCUGGUCAAACGAGCCAGAAAAUCUUUCAAGUUUUCAUCAACACUCAGUCUCCUGGUGAACUCCAAGUAUUUUCUAUCCUCAGACUUCAUAAAGAACAAAACACCAAAGUCAGACUCCAAGUAUUGCUGCUUAUGGUUCAGUGCAUCCAGUGAUACUUAUUUGAUCAUUAAUUCAUUGGGUUUUUUUUUGAAUUGCUGAUUGCUUUUGGUGAAACCAAAAGUACCAUGACCCCAGCUCAGGCAUACGUGGGAAUUAAAAGCUCGGCCUACAGUCAUUCAUUCAUAGAAUGGUGUGAUGGAGCAGCAGUAGCCAGGCUGUGGCCCGCAUACAUAUUUCAUCUUGGCGCGUGUAAGUGUAAACUUUUGUUUUAUUUUAUUUCACUUGGGAGAUCACUCAAUCCUAAACACAAUUUAAAACUUUACUGUAUUGCGUGUUUGCAGGAGACCAUUUUGACCUUUGUAACCUUUUUGAUGUUUGAUCCAUAGAGACAAUAAACUUUUGAAAGACA
Acanthochromis polyacanthus (spiny chromis) is the source of this 4514-nucleotide messenger RNA. Its product is annotated as NACHT, LRR and PYD domains-containing protein 12-like. Bases 87 to 3338 code for a protein of 1083 amino acids. Gene Ontology annotation, molecular function: protein binding. Lineage: Eukaryota; Metazoa; Chordata; Actinopteri; Pomacentridae. The transcript is spliced from 12 exons. The record is from RefSeq and is a predicted model, not a curated record.